This is a messenger RNA of Vespa mandarinia (Asian giant hornet), 4014 nucleotides long. Its product is annotated as cell adhesion molecule 3-like. The record is from RefSeq and is a predicted model, not a curated record. NCBI's taxonomy places the organism in Eukaryota, Metazoa, Arthropoda, Insecta, Hymenoptera, Vespidae.
AUUACCUACCGUCACGCGCGAAUUUCAUAUCGGCAUCUUCGGUGUUUAUGGUAUCCAUUGAGGUAGUAGCCGUGGCAUGAUGCGCGUCUGGAUUAGCAUUCGACGAAUCUAACAAGGCUGCCGUACGCUCUCCGGUUAUAUGUCCUCGUCUACUACGUCAUCGAUCGAUUUAAUGCGUUUCCGUCCGGAAUUAUUUCGGGAAUAUCAAACGCAACGGCGGUCGUCCGGGAUACAAGAUACGAAUAAAAUACACCGUCUAUAGGUACGUCCAACUUCGAAGAGGGAAAGGAGGUGGCUUUGAAAGAAGAAAAGAAGCCUCGAAAAGGAAUCGUUAACGACGCUAGUCGAGAAAGUAUGGGAAGGCUUCGAGUCGAUCUUCUUUUCCGACUUUAAUAAUUUUUCCAUUAAUUACACCCUUCGAUCUCGCCGUGAAACUCGUCAGAUAUUCAUGACUCGCUAUUUUCCAUAGAGGGGGAGAGAGAGAGAGGGAGAGAAAGGACGUUAAUUAGCCGACUAUCGAAGACUAAUUCGUGAGGCAAGUGAGAAUAUUGUAGAAAGAAAAUAUAGGAAAGAAUACGUUGCUCGAUGGCUGUGUUUUAUAUUUGAAAAGGGAAGAAAAAGAAAAAUUUUGAGAUAGAUGGUUAAGAGGUAAUACCUUAAUUAAGCGUUGAUCGAGUAUGAAUUUGUUAAGACAUUUUCAAUCUUACACGAGACAUUGUCAAGAUUCUUGAAAAAAGAAAUCGAUAUAUCGAUUCUCGCACGAUUAGCUCGACGUUAAACCAAUUAAUUAGCCAUCGACCGAAGCCAUAUUCCCAAAUCUCUCGAGGAAAAAAAGCAAAAGGAUAGGAACGUAGUGAGUACCUACGUGACUACAUACGAAUGGAAAAAGAAAAAAAAAGGUUAAAUUUCUCCUGGAAAAAUUGCAGUAAGAGAUGCACUGAGAGAGAGAUGCACUAGAGCAGAUUUCGCUCGCUCUCAUAGAAGAAGAAGAAGAAGAAGAAGAAGAAGAAGAAGAAGAAGAAGGCAAACGCUUGCGAGUCGACGCAACCCCCUGUGCGUUUUCUACCCUUCAAGCGGAGCACCAUCUAUCCGAGUACACAGUAGUAGUGUAGUAGUAGUAGUAGUAGUAGUAGUGUAGUAAUAGUAGUAGUAGUAGUAGUAAUAGUGGUAGAGUACAAGGAUGAGAAGGAGCUAAAGGGAGAAGAAUGGUUCGUGAUAGUAGCUGACUAGAAAUGCGCAAGCGCGUGCCUCUAACUCUGUGCGCGAGCGCAUUGGCGGCUCGGCUCGGCUCGGCUCGGCGUCGACGUCGACGUCGUUUUGCGAGAAAAUUGAUUCUGCGCGAAAGAGGAAUACCCAGAGAGCGAGAGAGAGAGAGAGAGCGAGAGAGAGAGAAAGAGAGAGAGAGAGAAAGAUAAAGCAAGAGGGAGAACGAGCCACCAACGAGCCGGGGGUCUUCGCACGCUGACACAGAGACAAACUCGGAGCACGAAAGGACGACACUCUUUCGAGGACGAUCGACGAUCUCACAUCGACAUAUUCUCCCUCUUUUCCUUCGUUCAAGAAAAUCCUCCGAAAGAUCUUUCUAUAUAUAUCCUCCCUCCCACUCCUUCUCUCUCUCUCCCUCAAACAUAAUCUCUUCCUCUCUCUCUUUCUCUCUCUCUCUCUCUCUCUCUCUCUCUCUCUCUCUCUCUCUCUCUCUUAACCAAUCACAUUCAAGUGACUCGAUCGCUAUUAUGUAAGGGGAUGUUACCCUAUCGUCCACCAACGUCGUGUGUUUUCGAGUUCGACGAUAAUCAAAAUCACCAAGAGAGACUAUCUUCUUUUUCGUCCGAGUGUCAAGAAGAUUGAGAAUAAGGAAGUUGAGAGGAUCUCGAGUCUCUCACUCUCUCUCUCUCUCUCGCAAACACUCACUUCUCCUCUCGCAACGAUAUGCGAAGAGACACGGUGGACGCGAGACGAGAGCAACGACGACGAUCGAGCAGAUACCGGGAAUAAGAGAAGUGGACGUGAAUGCGGUCUGUGCGACUCUGCCGAGGAUACUCCUCCUUCGAUGGAUCGAAAAAUUCUCAUCCUCGCUCAUAUCUUGGGAAUCUGUUCUGGUCUGCGAGAGGUCCGUGUCCAGAUACCGACGGCCGUAAGGAAAGGAGACACAGCCUUGCUGAAUUGUUGGUAUGAUAUAGAACAAGACCCGUUGUAUGCAGUCAAGUGGUACAAAGGGGGUCGAGAGUUUUAUCGUUACGCUCCGAACGAGAACCCAGUCGUCAAGACAUUUCCCAAUGGAAACUUGACGGUAAAGAAAUCGGAGAGCAACGCGACGCAAGUAGCAUUGACCAAUCUCGAGCUGGAUGCUGCAGGCUUGUACAGCUGCGAGGUAUCCGCGGAUGCACCUUCCUUCCACACGGCCAUGAUUUCGGCCACCAUGAACGUCGUCGAAUUACCCUCUCAAAGGCCUUCGAUACACGGACUAAGGAGGAAAUACCGGAUCGACGAUAGACUUCGUUUGAACUGCACAUCCGGACGUAGCAAGCCGGCGGCCAAUCUUACCUGGUACAUCAACGAUCGACAGCCGAUUCCAUCCCACGUGAAAACGUACAGUCCGUUGGACACGAACGAGUCCGAAUGGCAGGUGUCCCAGAUCGGCCUUCAAUUUCUCGUGACGCACGACCACUUCGUGAACGGCAAGCUGAAAAUACGUUGCAGCGCCUCGAUAUACGACAUUUAUUGGCAGAGCACGGAAGUGAGCGCCGAGGAGGAUCGCCCAAGGGUUAUACACUAUGAACCUGCGGCGACUAUAGUUGGUAUCAACUAUCUUCAGCCACCUCCGAAUUUUCAAACCGGCCAGAGGAAGCCCGAUGGUCAAGUUGGCGUGAAAGGUGACUUUUACUCUUUGUUGUUAUACCUUUCUGCGGUUCGAAGAAAGUACGUAUCACGUUGCAUUAACGAACGAUAUACUUUAAGUACUCGGCUCGUCGGCGAUGGCACUGGGAUCCUCGUCGAGUCUCCGAAUACUUUUGGAAUUGUUCGUGUUUCUCCUAAUUGCCAUUCGUUAACCGUAUGAUAUUAAGCGCGCGCUUUGGAGCUCUUUAUAUAUAAAGAAAAAGAAAAGACAAAAAAAAAGAAAGAAAGAAAGAAAGAAAGAAAGAAAAAAAUAAAAUAUUCGACGUGCUUGUAAAGAGAAACGAGGAUUGUGCUUAGCGGCAACCAUAAUUCGCGACUUCUCUCCUGUCGUGAGAGAGUGGGGCAGGUGCAAAAGAUUCGGGCGCACAUAACGAAAUCUCUGGACACGUCGGAAAGGCCUAAAAAAAAAAAAAAUAGAAGAAGGGAUUUGUGAAAAUGAAAAUUAUGAAAUCGCCGUCCUCGGCAAAGACGUAGAAAAAGAGAUAUCUUCUGAAAUUGAUUGAUUCGAUCGACGAACGUCCGAAGAUGGUGCUGCGGCUUUUUUUGGUUCGUCGAAUUCUCGAAACGAGAAGACAACUGAAAGAGCAAAGAGGAAAAAGUAUAUAGAAAGGAAAAAGAGAUAAAAGAGAAAAAAAAAAAAGAAAAAAAAAGGAAAAAGAAAAAAAGAAAGAAAAAGACAUAAUGAAACAAUGUAUUUUAUUAGACUCCGUACUUGCUUCCUUUCGGUGAGAUCCAAAAACGUAUGUCUCCGCGAAUACGUAGGUGUAGUUUUGCGUGAUCGUUAACGCCGCGGUCGUAUGUGAAAUCGAUAUAGUUUUUUUUCGUACUUUUAUAAAACUACAAAAAGAGGGACUAUAACUUAUUAAAAUUAGCGUGGCUCUAUGCAUACGUAUACAUAUACAUGUAUCGGUACGUAUAUGUGUGUGUGUAUAUAGCUAUGUACGUAUACAACAUAUAUUAUAUACAUAUAACGACACACAACGUUCACACUCGAGCAUUCACGUAUACAAUGUACUCUUUCUCCGUACGAUUAUCUCGAUGGUAUGCGAAAGGGAAGAAGUGGCAAAAAUAAAUAAAAAAGAAAAAAAAAGAGAAACAAGUAUGAAAGAAGAGGCA